CUGCAGACCUUCUCCGUCCCCGGCUCCAUGUACCUGUCGAUCCUCGGUGGCGCCCUGUGGGGCGUCCUCAUCGCGCUGCCGCUCGUCUGCUUCUGCGUCGCGACUGGCGCCCUCCUGUGCUACCUCAUGAGCGCGGCGCUCGGUCCGGCCGUCCUGCGCAACUCGGAGGUGUGGCGCGAGCGGGUCGAAGCGUGGACCGACCGCGUCGCCAAGCACGACAGCAACCUUGUCAGCUACUUGAUCGUUCUUCGCAUUGCGCCGCUCCCACCGCACUGGAUGGUCAACGUCGUCGCACCCCACCUCGGGAUCAGCGUCUGGAAAUUUUGGCUGUCGACCUUCCUCGGUCCGUCCCUCUCUCUCUCUCUCUCUCGUCCGCAAGCUCUCCCUCUCACGGGCACAAGACUGACUCUCGACCUUGCGCGCAGGUAUCGCCGGCGUGUCGUACAUUCACACGACGAUCGGGACGACGCUCGACCAGAUGACGAGCUCAAGCGACUUUCACCUCGUCAGCUGGCAGAACGGCCUCGGCCUCGGCGGCAGUGCGUCCACUUCCUCCCUCCUUGUCUACCCAGUUCGCCCUGA
Molecule: messenger RNA, 582 nt
Organism: Rhodotorula graminis WP1
Lineage: Eukaryota; Fungi; Basidiomycota; Microbotryomycetes; Sporidiobolales; Sporidiobolaceae
Exons: 3
Cellular component (GO): endoplasmic reticulum membrane
Source: RefSeq, a predicted model, not a curated record